Paracoccidioides brasiliensis Pb18 is the source of this 3024-nucleotide messenger RNA. RefSeq names its product translation initiation factor IF-2. The transcript is spliced from 2 exons. Gene Ontology annotation, molecular function: GTP binding; GTPase activity; translation initiation factor activity. The record is from RefSeq and is a predicted model, not a curated record. The coding region runs from base 1 to 3024 and encodes 1007 amino acids. Gene Ontology annotation, biological process: translational initiation.
AUGCCCGGUCUCUGCAUGAGCAACGUUCACUGGGAACCACGGAGACAAUUCAAUUCGACUUCUCCUUUAUCUAAACCUCCCGUUGGUGCGGCGGCAGCUGUCGAGCAGUAUGAAGACGACCCACCCACCCAACCGGUUUCAACAACGAAGCCCGUUUUCGGUAAUGGUAAAGGUGUUGGCGGAGGAUUUGCUGGAGGAGGGUUUGGCAUCGGUCUAUUCGGUGGAGGUUUUGGCGGAGGGUUUAACGCACCAAUAUCUUCUCAAGAAAGCACUCUUACUACUGAAGAAACCAAACAGCGGGAUGUGUUGAGACGGAAAAUGGAAGCUCAGAAACCACCCGCACCGGAUCGGACUAAACAGAAAUCCCCAUUGAUCCGUCGUGGUGAUUUUGUGACUGACUCAUCCGCAUUUACUUUUGCUAAAAAUGCGGGGCUUACCGAAGAGGAACUCAGACAACGAGAUAUGAUGAGGCAGAAAAUGGUAGUACAGCCCACAAGAUUCGUUCAGAAUGCUCAAACUGACACCGCUUACACCAACCCCACACCCUCUACUGAUGUGUCUGAUUAUAAGAGAAUUAGCUGGAAUUGCCUCAACUGCAAGCACCUCAACCCUUCACCCAGUAGGGUCUGCACUCGGUGCGGUGUACCAUCAAGACUCCCAAUUCAACAUAGUCAACCUGAUUGUCCCAGAACUACAUCACCCACAGAUGCCUCAAACGUGGUUAGCCGUGAAGCAUCCGGACCUUUGAUAAUACGCAGAGUUAGUACAACAAUUUCUCAGGACGUCGACACAUCACCUACGAGACCGGAGCGUUCAUCUGAUGUGUUUUCGGGGUUCCGAAAGGGAAGGUGGUCUGAAGAACAACAACAGAAGGAAGAGUUUAUUGAGGCUGAGCUUUCUAAAUUGGCUCCGACUCCGUCUUCGACUUUCGAGAAGCAAAAUCCAAUGAAGGGGGAGGAGGUAGAUGACUUGCUUGCUUUGGAAGUUGAUCCACAGGCGGCAGCGGAGCUGAUCGUGGAGUCAAAGCAAAAGAACACCAAAAAGAAAGGGAAAGGGAGGGAGGAAAAAGGUGACGAUGGUGGAGAAGCCGUACGUGCUUCGAACGACCUGGACUAUGAUCGCGAGAUGGAACGUCUUCAGCGCCGUCGACUCAAGGAACAGAGAAAACAACAGGAAAAGGAAGCAAAACGGGCAAAUGAAGCCAAUCCACCAAUAUACUUACCCGAAUUUAUUACAGUUGGAAACCUUGCAGAUGCGUUGGGUAUCCGACCAGCAGAUUUCUUGGUACGCCUGGCUGAUUUUGGGUUUGAAGAAGCAACAUACAAUCAUAUUCUAGAUGCUGAAACAGCGGGGCUAAUUGCGUCAGAGUUCAAUUUCAAUCCCAUAAUCGAGGACGAUGGAAAUGAUCUGGUGGCCGCACAACCGCCACAGGAUACUGCAAAUCUACCACCGCGACCCCCUGUAGUCACCAUUAUGGGCCACGUUGACCAUGGGAAGACUACCCUUUUGGACUGGCUCCGCAAGUCGUCAAUUGUAUCGACUGAACAUGGAGGGAUUACGCAGCAUAUUGGUGCUUUCUCUGUAACAAUGCCGUCUGGGAAAGUUAUCACAUUUCUCGACACACCUGGGCACGCAGCUUUCCUUGAUAUGCGUCGACGAGGGGCCAACGUUACAGACAUUGUCAUUCUUGUCGUAGCCGCUGAUGACAGUGUUAAGCCCCAAACCAUUGAGGCAAUCAAGCAUGCGAAAGAGGCUAAUGUUCCCAUCAUUGUCGCCAUAAGUAAAAUUGACAAGCCAAGCAUUAGUGUGGAAAGAGUCAAACAAGAUCUCGCCCGCCAUAACGUCCAUGUUGAAGAUAUUGGUGGUGAUGUUCAAGCCAUCUGUGUCAGUGGCAAAACUGGCGAAGGCAUGCUUGAUCUUGAGGAGGCUACGGUGACAUUGUCGGAAAUGCUUGACCACAGAGCUGAGGUAGAUGGCAAAGCUGAAGGAUGGGUCAUCGAAGCAACAACCAAAAAGCACGGCCGGGUUGCUACUGUGCUCGUGAAACGUGGGACCCUAAGGCCAGGUGACAUCGUCGUUGCUGGUACUACCUGGGCCAAAGUAAGAACAUUGAAAAAUGAAGCCGGCGUUUUAAUCAACGAGGCUCUUCCGGGUACUCCGGUUGAGGUUGAUGGUUGGAAAGAACAACCUCAAGCUGGAAAUGAGGUUCUCGAGGCGGAAAGUGAGCAGCAGGCCAAAUCUGUUAUUGAGUACAGGUUGAGCAAGGUGGAGACCAAGAAACUGAGCGAGGACAUUGGCGCUAUCAACAAAGCUAAAAAGGCAGACCUUGAAAGACGGAGACAGGAGUUGCAAAGCGAGAAGGAUAAAAGAGUCAGCUCUGCUAAUGCUAAUUCCGGUCCGAAAGGCAUACCUUUCCUCAUCAAAGCUGAUGUAUCAGGCUCUGUGGAAGCGCUGGUCAACUCAGUCUCUUCCAUUGGCAACAAUGAAGUAUACGCGCGGAUCCUGCGGUCUGGUGUAGGCCCAAUUGGAGAAUUUGACAUCCAACACGCUGCUGUGGCACAAGGUAACAUCAUCACCUUCAACCUGCCAGUGGAACCAGCAAUGGCUCGAAUGGCAGAGGCUGAAGGCGUCAGGAUCUUGAAUCAUAAUAUCAUCUAUGAGUUAAUCGAUGAUGUCAAGUCGGAACUUAGUGAAUAUCUUCCACCCGCCAUUACCCAACUUGUCACUGGAGAGGCAGAGGUCGGUCAGAUCUUUGGAAUAACAGGCAAAGGCCGCUCGAAAAUCGCUAUUGCUGGCUGUAAGGUCCGGAACGGCCUUAUUAGCCGUCGUCAUAAAGUCAGAGUGCUUCGUGACAAGGAAGUCAUUUACGAUGGUAACAUUUCGUCCCUCAAGAACGUCAAGAAAGACGUCACAGAGAUGCACAAGGGCACCGAAUGCGGCAUCGCCUUCGAAGACUGGAACGACAUUAGAGUCGGUGACCACGUCCAAUGCUAUGAAGAAAAGUCCGAAAAGAGGACGUUAUGA